AUGGAGCUUCUAAAGUGCCCUUCAAUCUUCGAUGUUACAACUGUCAUGAGGAAGGACACUAUGCUAGGAACUGCCCGAAGCCACCCAUGAACAGAGAUCAGAAUCCUACUAUUCCUGCACAACCAGCUACUCCUAAUCGAGAAAGGGCUCUUGUGUCUACUGCAAGUAUAGCAGAUGCAGCUGCCUCUGGAAGUCCACAGCCGCAGGGAUUAGCACAAGCGCUGGUGGUGCAGCCAAAUGUCAACUUUGACUGGUCCUCUGAGAUUGAGCGUCUGAACAUAUCAGCUCCAGAUAAUCAAGCUGCAACUUCUAACAUUGCUUUCAUGACCUCAAACGAGCAUGACCCUGAGCCACAGGAAGAGACUGCUGCUGACGAUUUCGCUUUCAUGACUCAAAUCCUGUCAGCACCUGUCAAAGGUCUCACCAAAGAAGAGAUGAUAGCUCAGAAGUAAGAUGUGAUGAUGUUCAUGGGAGUGAACCAGUUAUUGUUUCAAACAUUUCUGAACCUUAUUUUGAAUAUUAUUCUGAACCAACUGAGUCAGACAUUGCUUUUACCAAUUCUUUGUUUGCGUCGUUUUCUGCGUUUGUUUCGUCUUGUGAGCCUGCUGUUUUGGGCAAAACUGAUAAUGUUUGUGUGGAUGAUUUGAACAAUAUUUGUGGUGAUGAUAGUUUUUCAGCUAAUGUUUGUGAUGAUAACAUAUCAAAUGUUUCAGCUUGUGAUAAUGUUACAGGUGCGGUCCCCAAGGAUGCAUUCAGUGAAACCACUGAAACUAUUUCUCAAGAAAAUCAAGUGUAUCCUGAUUCUUCUUCUGAACCUGUCUCAGUGGGAGUCCCUAAUGUUGAAUCUAGUGGGACCCCAUUGGAAACCGAAUUACCAAAUGAAUCAGAACCUGUGUCACAAAGUAAAUGCUCUGAGGAAAUGCAUGUUGAUGAAACUUCUUCAGGAUCAGAAAGUGAACCUGAAUCAG
Helianthus annuus (common sunflower) is the source of this 968-nucleotide messenger RNA. RefSeq lists its product as uncharacterized. The coding region runs from base 87 to 452 and encodes 121 amino acids. NCBI's taxonomy places the organism in Eukaryota, Viridiplantae, Streptophyta, Magnoliopsida, Asterales, Asteraceae. The transcript is spliced from 2 exons. The record is from RefSeq and is a predicted model, not a curated record.